Molecule: messenger RNA, 2893 nt
Organism: Procambarus clarkii (red swamp crayfish)
Lineage: Eukaryota; Metazoa; Arthropoda; Malacostraca; Decapoda; Cambaridae
Gene: Trhn
Product: tryptophan hydroxylase
Biological process (GO): aromatic amino acid metabolic process
Cellular component (GO): neuron projection
Molecular function (GO): tryptophan 5-monooxygenase activity; iron ion binding
Source: RefSeq, a predicted model, not a curated record
UCCGCCACCAGGACCACGCCGCCCUGCCUUCCUCCAGUCACGCUCCCAACACCUGUUGAGGCACCGCCACCUGUCCAGGCCUCUGCGUCGGUAGCUGCUGCAGCCUCGCCACGGCAGUCGCCGCUGAGCCCUCGCGAGGUUGAAGACCUUCUUCUCGUCCUCCUUCCAGAGAUUCUCCUGUCCUCAGCGCGAGCGAGGACCACGAGACAGACGAAAACAAAAGGUUUCGAUCUCCAUCGGAGCUCGCAGAGACCGUCCCAUCGUCUCAGAUACCCUUCCAGGAGACAGGAGAGAUGAGCGGGUCUGGUAAAGGGUUCCUGGGCCUGUGGCUCUACAAGACUGGUGAAGAGUGGAUGCUCAAGGAUCCUCUUAGACCCCAGAAGGAGGCCGCCAAAGUGACGAGGUCUUCACCCGCGAGAACGCUGGCGUCGUCAUCGACGUCGUCCUCGUCGUCCUCGUCGUCGGCGCCUGACAGCGGUGCUGGAGAGGUCUACCAGCCCUCUCAGAACUCCGUCGUCUUCAACCUCAAAAACCAAGUCGGAGGGCUGGCCAAGGCUCUGCAAGUCUUCCAGGAGCGAGGCGUCAACGUGGUGCACAUAGAGAGCCGCAAGUCCCGUCGCCGCAACUCCGAGUACGAGAUCAUGGUGGACAUCGAGUGCGACAACUCGAAGAUGGACGACCUCACUAAACUCCUCCAGAGGCAGAUGUCAUGCCUCAGCCUCCACGACUACGACAAAGGGGAAGACUUCCCCCCACCCACACCCUUGUCUCAGGAGAGCUUUGACUUCAGUGACCUGUGCCCUUGGUUCCCGCGCAAGAUCAGUGACCUCGACAACUUCCAGAAGGUCCUCAUGUACGGCUCCGACCUCGACGCUGAUCAUCCUGGCUUCAAGGACCCCGUCUACAGAAAGCGGAGGAAUUACUUCUACGACCUGGCGAUGAGCUACAAGUUUGGACAAGAGAUUCCUCGUGUAGAGUACACGGCCCAAGAGAUCAGCACUUGGGGGACCAUCUUCAAGGAGCUGUUCAACCUCUACCCAACCCACGCUUGUAAAGAAUACAACCACAACUGGCCAGACCUUGUCAAGUACUGUGGCUACAGGGAGGACAACAUUCCCCAGCUGGCUGACAUAGACAAGUAUCUGAAACGCACCACGGGGUUCUCGCUACGGCCUGUGGCUGGGUACCUCAGCCCGCGGGACUUCCUGGCGGGACUGGCCUUCAGGGUGUUCCAUUGUACACAGUACAUCCGUCACUCCUCCGACCCCUUCUACACCCCAGAGCCGGAUUGCUGCCACGAGCUACUGGGGCACAUGCCUAUGCUUGCCUGCCCUUCCUUCGCUCAGUUCUCGCAGGAAAUUGGUCUAGCCUCCCUGGGUGCCAACGACGAAGACUUGCAGAAGAUAGCCACGUUGUACUUCUUCACUGUGGAGUUUGGGCUGUGCAAGGAGGGAGGCAAGCUGAAGGUGUACGGUGCGGGGCUUCUCUCCAGCAUCGGUGAACUGACCCACUCCCUCUCACCCGCCGCCAGGGUUGAACCCUUCCAUCCCGAGACAGUCUCUAAAGUGACCUGCCUCGUCACUACCUUCCAGGACCAGUACUUCUUCACCGACACCUUCGAAGAGGCCAAGGAGAUGCUCAGGGACUAUGUAUCCAAGAUCCAGCGACCGUUCGGAGUGCGGUACAACCCAUACACUCAGAGUGUAGAGAUCCUGAGCAGCGCCGAGAAGAUCGCAGCCAUGGUGUCGGAGCUGCGGGGUGACCUCUGCAUCGUCAGGAACGCCCUACAGAAGAUCCAGGAGAACGACGACGAUGUCAACAUUGAAAGCAUCACCAACAUCCUGACUUCAGCCCUCAAGACUGAGGACGUCACCAAGACUUAACUCUCUCUCUCUCUCUCUCUCUCUCUCUCUCUCUCUCUCUCUCUCUCUCUCUCUCUCUCUCUCUCUCUCUCUCAUAUGCUUAAACUUUCAAACGAAAAUUAGGUUUUUGCAAUGAUUGUUUUGAUUAUGGAUUAUUUUUAAUAUAGUAGUGAGAGAGAUAUAAUCCUGAGCUUCCGGUCAAGCAUGCUUACCUAUAUAAAUAAUUAUAUAAAUAAUAUAUAUCCUGCAAUACUGUAAUAUAGCAAAUUUGCUUCAGAUAUAAUAUAGAUACCUUGAGGACCCAUUGGAUUGUCUAAUGACUGACUAGGACUCCAUACAUAUAUAUGUAUAGAUGAGCCACAACAGGACAGAGAUAUACAUACACAUACAACUGAACCACACCAGGAUAUAACUAUACAUAAUCAUACAGAGGAACCACACCAGCAUAGUUAUACAUAAUUCAUCCAGAAAUUCUCACUAGGACAGAGCUAAAUAUAACUUUUCAUACUAACAGAGGUAACCUAUACCAGAACAGACAAAGCUAUUAUGUCUGACUAACAGCUCUCUCUCUUCAUUGUGAUAAUUCUACAGAAACGAUUAAACAAUUCUGAAGUGCAUGAAUUUUCAGGUCAGGAAGUAUGCUAGUACAGUGGCUUGAACUUACCUAGUUGUGCUGCUUCUAUAUGAGCUUCGGCUCUUUGGUCCCGCAGGUUUCUGAAGGCAGUUCUGAUGUUAGCCAGCCUUGCAUAUGCCGCUGAUGUUAUUCUUUUUGAUGUGGGUUUCAGGAGACAGGUUUGGCGUAAUUUCAACUCCUAGAUCUUUCUCUCUCUGUCAGUUUCAUGCAGGACUUCGUCUCCCACUCGAUAUCUAGUGUCUGACCUGGUAUUUCCUCCGCCUAGUCUCAUCACUUGACAUUUACUUGGGUUGAAUUUUAGUAGCCAUUUGUUGGACCAUUUCUUCAGUUUGUCUAGAUCAUCUUGUAGCCUCAUACUAUCUUCCUCUGUCUUAAUUCUCCUCAUAAUUUUUGCAUC